Entrophospora candida is the source of this 552-nucleotide messenger RNA. Lineage: Eukaryota; Fungi; Glomeromycota; Glomeromycetes; Entrophosporales; Entrophosporaceae. The record is from the annotation of a GenBank genome assembly.
AUGAAGAAAAGACGUGGAGACCUUGAUUUUGUGAUUCUAAACUUGAAUGAUACCAUUAAAAAUCUUUCAAGAAUUUUGAAUGAUUAUGAUAUUUUGACUGGACAUCUCAACAAUGAAAUUCAAAAUAUAAAUGCUCUUAAUAGAAAUGGACUUAUUAUUCCACCAAACAAUCAAGCAGAAUUUAAUCUGAACAAUCGUAAUAAUGCACUAGGUGGGAAUUUUGAUGAUGUGGUACUAAAUUUAAAUGUUAUAAAUAAAAGUCUUUCAGAAUUUUUGAAUGAUAAUCGUAUUUUAGCUGGACAUCUUAAUUAUGGGAUUCAAAAUAUCCCAAGACUUCCUUAUAACUAUUACAACAACAACAACAAUCAUAUCAUUGCACGCCUUGUUGUAGCAGUUCAAAAUUUAAACAAGAUUAAUAAAAAUAUUUCAGAGAUUUUGAAUGGUCAUCGUGUUUUAAAAAUGUCUUCACUAGGAGAAGAAAAUAAUGAUGUGAAUGUUAAUGAGGAACUUCCAGAAUCUUAUUAUUCAAAAUACAAUGGAUUUAUCUCAUAA